AUGCCGCCACGUACGACGCGUCGGCCUUCGUUCGCCCGCUGCUCCGCCGAGUCCCCACCUCGCAACAGUGGUGCGCACGACCCAUUGUUCGCCACGGCCUCACCUCUUCUCAGCGGUCCCAUUUCCGCAUCCAGUGCUUCGUUGCAGUACAUCGCACCACCACCACCAGCAGCAGCAGCUGGGCCCCCACCUCCGUCUUCUUUGGGUGCGCUACCUCCUGACCCGAGCAGCCACGUCGCCAUGGCAGUUCCUUCGAGCUCGACAGCGGGUUCGGGUUCGGGUUCGGGUUCGGGUUCAGCAUCAUCGGAUUCAGUACCGAUCCCGACCCCGAUCACCCAUGCUUUCCUCGCCUCUCCAUUCGCGUCGUCGUCCACGCGGACCGACUCAUCCCACGACGGCCACGACGGCCACGACGGCCACGACGGCCACGACGACCACGACGACCACGAUGACCUCGAGUCGAACCGCACCACAACCGACGAUUGUUCCCUACCCAGUAACGAACCCUCGUCCAGCUCCACCACGAACCUCAACCGACGACACGCCGUGACGAUCGAACCGCCACCGGGUACGAUCAGCAGCACCGGCACUGCGAACGCCCUACCUCCCCGUCCUCCUGCAGGUCAGACUCCGAUCCCACCCACUCCGCCCGUACAGGCUCAGGAAGGACCACCCAAAGCCAACGCUCUCGCUGCAGUGCCCAAACCAAAAGUAAGUUCUGACAUUCCCAAUCUCUUUUGAGAGCUGACGCGCUGACGAUUGCCCCUUCCCUCGCCAGCAACCGCUGUACACGUUCCCUUCCCCACCGCCGGACUCGAGCGACAUCGUAUCCGAACUGCAAGAGUUUUACAGCUACGUCGAGGUACCCCAGGUCAUCGAUCACAAGGAUAGCUUCCUCGCGUGGUGGGAUAGGCCCCAGCGUCAGUCUCCCCACCGCGUCGAGAUUCACGUCCGCACGUGUGAACUGAGCCUUAACCCGAUCCCCGGACCCAUACAGAAGCCUUCGUCGACGUCCCGCAAACGGAACAGAUCGAGCUCAUCCACAGUUUGCUCGACGGACUCGCUUCCCCCGACCCAGACGCGCGCUUCACCGUCGCCCGACACCUGCUCUACAUCGCCCAAGGCACUUUUGAAUCUUCGACUUCUCCAGACCACCACCUCGAACUGAUCCAAGCCAACUGCGCCCUCCUCCGCAACGCCAAAGCCUUGGAUGCGAUCUGGGACGCCGUAAAGAAAACGGGCGAGCGAUGGGAACGUGUAUCCCAUCUGCCCAACACGAACCCCGGAUCGAACGACCCGUCCUCCUCUUCGGGUGCGGGCGAAUCCCAACCUUUCAACAUGGUAGAAUUUGAGGAGGCGCAACAUCGCCAGGAACAGUUGGACGAGAUCAAUUCCGAAUUGGCCUUGCUGUUGGCCGUGCUUUAUUUCAUGAUGGAGGUUCAUCGUGGGGAUGAUGAUUGGGCCGAGGAACUGAGUGGGUUGAACGUUCCGCUUAAGGAGCUUGACCACGUUCAGAGCUGACAUCUCAUUCGCUUCUUGUCCAGUGCAACUCGAUCCACCGGCACCGAUCUAUCUAUUCAACCUCGUGGCGGGGUUGAGGGAGAGGAAUGCGAAAGGUUACCCAGUCAAAAAGGUCGGUUCCGGUCUACUACGGAUGCACGUCACACGGCGCUGCAACUGACAUCCCAGAGUAACGCGCGGCCGACAGCUCCUCCUCUUGCUGUGGAAAUCGAUCCUGGCGUGUAUCGGUGGGCAAUCCGAUAUCCCUCGAGUCCGAGCGCUCGUCCGCUCCAUCGAAGGACUGGAACCUAAUCCAUCACGGGCGCGCACGCCGGCUCCAACGCGACCGUCCCCACCGUCCUCUUCCUCUUCGACGUGCGACAUGCCAUCCUCCCCAACCGAAUCGGUGAUCGCCGACGCCAAACCGCACACCAAAGUCGCUCCGACCGAUUUCGUCGCCUUCAACUCGGAGAUCACUUCCAAGUACCCUUCCUACAUCCCCCCUCCUUUACCGAUCGAUCUUCCGAUCCCGAUCGAGAUGGAACGUAUCGCCGCCGCCGCCGCUCCCCAACCCGUUCGAUCAACAUUCUCCUACCACCUCAACCCGAACCACGAUCCCACGAUUCCAUCUAACCAAUCCGCCUCUGCACAACCACCAGGCUUGACCGGACCCGGUCAAGGAGGUAUGCAAAAUUCAAGUUCGGCUACUCCCGCUCCGACUCCCCCCACUUCGCCCGCUCCAACUCCUCCUCCUCCUGCUCCUCCUAAACCGAAAAAACAACAAUACCAAACCGAUCAAUCCAAACCUUUCGUACUACCCUUCGCACCCUCCAAUUCCGGUAUCCCCUCCACCUCAACCACCUCAACCACCACCACCUCUUCUUCCACGACGACGACGACGACCUUUGGUUCACGUAUCGUGCCACGUUCGAUCGAAGAAGCGGGACAAUUGUACGCGACUCAUUUACGACUCUCUACCGAAUUAUGGCAGAGUUGUAAAGUAAGAGAGGAAUUCUUGUACGAGGAAACGGGGAUCGCGCAGGCUGAACGGUUGGUCGCUAAGAAGGAUCGAGGUGAUGGGUUGGCGAAGAAGGGUUCGGGAGGGUUGAGUAAGAGGUUGAGGGGUUUGACUGGUUUGGGAAUGGCGAAAGAGGGGAACGAGGUGGAUGAUUCGGCGAUUGAUGAAUCUGAUGAAGGGGAGGAGGAUCAAUCUUUUGGUGGGUCUAAAGAGAAGGAGCAGAAGAAUGGACCUCGGGCUCCGGAUCCGUUGGAGAUGUUGAGGAAGAUGGAGAGGGAGGUGAUGAGGUUGGCGAAGGAGGAGGCGGAUCAGGACAGGAGGAUCGAGUUGGAGGAUAAGAGUAAAGAUUUGAAGAGGUUGAUGAGGGUCGAGAUGCUUUAUGUGAGUUGGGUUCGUUGCAUCGGUGAGAAUCGGAGAGAUGCUGACGUUUGGUUGAUGCUGUCCACCAGCGAGCUGUCUUGCCUCAGAUGCAAAGCGCCGUCAUUGUGUUGCUCAAGCUCUUGUUGGCGACCGUCACCGCGAACAACAACAAUCAGAACCAAGGCGUAGGGAAUGCGGAGUCCGGUAAUGGUGAGCGCAGCCAUACAUCAAGGCCAAGCGCAGCCUCUAACAUCUCUCUUUACCUACGGUCCAUCCAGACGAACCCAUCAAACUCAGCCUCGAAGACACGGACAUCAUGCGUCACCGGGAAAUCACCUCCAAAGCCGUCUCGGCGAUCCUGAUCCUCGCUUUGAAAUGGUUCAAAACCUCGCACGUGAUGAAGUUCCAUUACCUGUCCCAACUUUUGGUCGAUUCGAAUUGCCUGUUGUUGAUCCUCAAGAUGUUCGGUCUGCAAGAGGUUUCGACUUCGGUCAAGACGAAGAAUGAUCGCGAGGACCAAAACUUUUUCAAGUUUUGUCAUGAGAUGGUCAACCCGCCUGAUUUGAGCGACCCGAUGACGUAUGGUGGGAGGAGACCGCGUUCUUCGUCUAGGGAUAGUACGAGUGAUUCUGACUCGUCGACGAGGGCUCAGAAAGGGACUGCGCAACGAACGAAAUACGUUGCCACCUCGUUGUCGAUCAAAGGUGAUCGUUCUACAUCAACCCCGGUCACGACGAUUCAACCAAAACCUGAAGGUGCUCAAGUCAAGAAUAACAAAUCGACGGAGGACGACCCAGUCGAGUACAUCACCGAUUACUCGUGGCGCAACUUUUUCAGCGUCAUCAAUUUCGUGCACAUCUUGCAGAAAUUGACGAAGCGCAAGACGCAUCGGGUGUUGUUGUUGGUGCAGUACAAGAGUUCGGUACGUGCAUAGGGUUCUUCGGGGAAGGGGGGGUCCGAGGAUUCGCUCACGGAGACGGCUGCGUGUUGACUUUGUUCGGACAGGCUAUCUUGAAGCGUAUCUUGAAAGUCUCGCACCCGACGUUGCAGUUGUAUGUGCUCAAGGUGAUCAAGUCGCAGGUACCGUACUGCGGCCGCAAAUGGCGUCAAUGUGAGUUCACAUUCCUUACCCAGUCGUGGUCUCCUUUGACUCGCUCUGACAGGAGAUACCGCUCCCAACUUACAGCCAACAUGAAGGUCAUUACCGCGAUCUACCUCCACUGCCGCCCUGAUCUACGCGAUGAGUGGUUGACCGGUAUCGACGUUGACCACGAUGUUGAGGAAUCCCUACCCCACGAACAAGCCUUGCGCGCCUUGGUACGGUUCUUCAACACCAAGCACUAUGGAUCUUACGCCCCUCAACUGCAUCGUCGAUCCUCAGCCACCAGCCCAGGCAACGACUUUGUCGCUUCUAGAGGAGGGGUCGAAGGUGGGAAUAAUAUAGGAGGCUAUGGGCCCGGUACAGGUGGAGGAGGAGGUCUCCCUUCACCCGGUAUCGGAGCAAUCGGGAUCAACCACGACCUGAACCGCCCCUUACAGAGUCCUUCAGCGAACGAUGACGUUUUCCCCCCUUCAAGACCGAUCACUUCGUUCGGUUUCAAUGAUCCUUCGGACGAACCUUGUUGCAGUCCAACGAAGAAUGGACCAGCUCUGCUGUCCCCUACUUCACCCACUCUGUCGAGAUACCCAACAGAUCAUCCUUCGAAUGGGGACGAAUACGCCGAUUACGAAGUGGAUGAUCUGCUGCUCUACCCUCGACCGAUCGAUGAAGAUGGUUACCUUUCCACUUCCGAAGGGGGCGUACUCGACCCUUUGGAAACCAGUCGAGCGGAUUGGGAACGACUUGGUCAACUCCUAGGUCAAUACGAUGAGGAUAUUUCGGAUUCGGAAAGUGUUGGUAGCUUGAGGGGUUUGUUGAGGUUCGAAAGAGGGGAGCGGAGGGAAGGGGAAGGGGAAGGGGAAGGGGAGGAAGGGAGUGAUGAUGGUGUUAGCGAGUUCGAAUUGGAGGAGGAACGUUUGGAUGAGAGACAGAGGAAGGCGAUCGCGGUUAGGAACGAGUGGGAACAUAUUAGGUCAGUUUCUUUUGUUCGACGCGCAGUGGUAUUGAUGGCGCGUCUCCUUCCUGGCGCGUCUCAUCUGAAUGUUCAAUUACCUCUCGCGCAGUCCGGAAACCAUCACCGCGCUCGAAGAAGAACGCGCGGCCGCUCUACCUCAUUCCCCACGACCCUCGCGUCGUCGAUCAAGUACAGGGCCUAUCUCACCCGCUCUACGACCCGUGCUCAUCGAUCGGGACGAUGACUCCGCGCUCGAAAGUUCAGGUGGGAACGCGGUCGAUGAAGGUGGGGAUGCUGGAGUGGGUGGAGCGGCGAACGCAGGACCGAAUAGUCCCGGCCCUGCACCGGCCGCUCCUCAUCAGGGUCCGGCGGUGGAUGAGGUCGAGUUGGUAUUUGGGGAGUGA
This is a messenger RNA of Microbotryum saponariae, 5336 nucleotides long. Lineage: Eukaryota; Fungi; Basidiomycota; Microbotryomycetes; Microbotryales; Microbotryaceae. The record is from the annotation of a GenBank genome assembly.